CUCAUCAACCCGCGCCGAUACGACAAUGAGCAACAUCGAGAAGAAGCAGGAGGCAGACUUCACCAAGGACGUGGAUGCGCUCCUUCCAGAGGCAGAGCAGCUGGCUCAGUCGGGAAAGCUCAAUGAAGCCCUGGACAAGAUUGCAGUGUUGGAGAAGAAGUCUCGCAACGCUGCAGACAUGGUCAGCACAACACGCCUGCUCCUAGGGUCCCUAGCCCUCAUCCGAACCACUCCCUCGACAUCUCAAACAAAUUGGCAGCUCUUGAGCGAGACCCUCAUCUCCUUUUCGAAGAAGCAUGGACAGCUGAAGCAGGCGACUACGAAGAUGGUCCAGAUGGCCAUCUGCUACCUUCACCCUCCGAAUACAGCUCCCGUCGCCCCCGCACAGCCGAUCAAGGAGGAGGACACCAAGAUGGAAGAGGCGGCAAAGACUGUAGAAAGCAAUGCAGAUGAGGGAGCAGAAAAGAAGAAGACGGAGAGAGAAAAGGACAAGGAGAGGAGAGCAGCUGAGAAGGAGAAGGAAGGCAAGGAGGCAGUAGAGGUGACCAAGCUCCUAGACUCUGCAAAGAGGACUGGUGAUGAGGGGCUGGAUCCAGCAUCGAGACGGAAAUUGGUAGAGACCAUUCGGCAGGUGACGGAAGGCAAGAUCUUCGUUGAGGUGGAAAGGGCUCGCGUGACCAAGAUGCUCUCUUCCAUGCUGUAUUCCGAAGGCAACAUCGACAAGGCCUUUGAAGUGCUGCAAGAGCUAGCAGUGGAGACUUUCGGCAGUAUGGAGCGGAGGGAGAAGUUCGAGUUCAUCAUUGAACAGAUGAGACUCAACUUUGAGAGGAAGGACUAUAUCCGCCUGGCGAUUGUGUCAAGGAAGAUCAAUCCGAAGUUCUUCAAGGAGGACGAGCAGCACGAUCUCAAGCUUCAAUAUUACGAUCUUAUGAUUCGCUACGGUCUUCAUGAGAAGAAGCAUCUAGACGUCUGCAAGUACUGGCGCGAGGUGUUGGAUACCCCAAGGGUGAAGGACGACGAGGCCAAGGCUGCCGAGGCGAGGAGAAACGUCAUCGUCUUCCUGGUCCUGAGUCCCUUUGACAAUGAGCAGAGCGACCUGAUGGCCAGGGUGGAGGCCACAGAGGAUCUCGAGGCUAUUCCUGAGCACAAGAAUCUGCUGAAAUGCUUCACUACGCCUGAGCUGAUGCGAUGGCCGGGUAUCGAGGCGCUAUAUGGCCCUCUGUUGCGAGGCACCCCGACCUUUGAUGACUCAGAGCAAGGCAGAUACCGAUGGGAAGAGCUUCAUAAGCGCGUGGUCGAGCAUAACAUUCGAGUGGUGGGCAAGUACUACACCAAGAUUACGCUGCCGCGUCUUGCGGAACUGCUUGACCUGCCUUUGCCCGAGGCCGAGUCGUCACUGUGCUCCCUGGUCACUUCUGGUACGGUGUGGGCGCGCAUCGACCGACCUGCAGGCAUCGUUUCACUUGCCAAGAAGAAGGAUGCUCAGGAGCACCUGAACACGUGGACUAACGACAUCAACAAGCUGAUGAGUCUUGUGGAGGAGGCCAGCCAUCUAAUCAACAGGGAGAGGGCCGUGGUCAGGGCCGGACUGGGUGCAUAGCCGGGUCGAGUACACGAGAGGUUGCGUCUGGUUGUCAUCGACGAGUUUUGUCGUGUCAAUGCAAAUAAAGCGUGGGCGCAUAAGACUGAGCCCAUCUUCAUACAAGUGCUGCCUCCUGUAGAGACGUGCGUGCUGUUCGGGCGGCUAGGGAUCGAUUCGUCGGAAGAAGGGGCGGAGGCGGGUUGGGUCCCUUUGCGGCCGAGAACAGAAGGACG
This is a messenger RNA of Microstroma glucosiphilum, 1815 nucleotides long. RefSeq names its product putative RPN5-26S proteasome regulatory subunit. NCBI's taxonomy places the organism in Eukaryota, Fungi, Basidiomycota, Exobasidiomycetes, Microstromatales, Microstromataceae. The transcript is spliced from 6 exons. Bases 26 to 1600 code for a protein of 524 amino acids. The record is from RefSeq and is a predicted model, not a curated record. Gene Ontology annotation, cellular component: nuclear proteasome complex; cytoplasm; proteasome regulatory particle, lid subcomplex.